This is a messenger RNA of Harmonia axyridis, 2779 nucleotides long. RefSeq lists its product as uncharacterized. NCBI's taxonomy places the organism in Eukaryota, Metazoa, Arthropoda, Insecta, Coleoptera, Coccinellidae. Bases 220 to 2646 code for a protein of 808 amino acids. The transcript is spliced from 4 exons. The record is from RefSeq and is a predicted model, not a curated record. Gene Ontology annotation, molecular function: DNA binding.
AUCGUGAUACAUUGACGCAGUUAUCAGAAAAUCCCUCGGUAUUUUUUACAAUUUGCAUAAAAAAUAGAGGUAUGGAACUCAAAAUAUGACAUUUUUAUGUAGAGUGCAUUCUUGGCGAAUUUUUCGAUCAUUCUUGGAACCAUAAGCAGCACUAAUUGAAGCUGAAUAUCGUAUAAAUAAUACAUCUCCCUUCGUUUAUUCGCCAGUUCAUAUCCAAAGAUGAACCGAAAAUUACUUUCGGUUUUUUUCAGUGCGCUUGUGUGCAGCACAUUGGGCCAUGAACAUCUGAGGGCACACGAACUUCAAAGAAAUAAUCAUGCACAAGCACGAUCUAUUGGCUCCCAUCACGUAAGAAACCAUCAACAACAAUGCAGCUACAUUUGUCCUGUACCAAGCCCAUCACCAGAAAUCAACCCAUCUGACUCGUCAAUCAGUCUGGUGUUCAUCGAAGAAACGAAAGUAUUCGCUGUGGUCAAUACCACAGAAGAAGUAGCUAUCGUAUUCCAGAUAGGCGAACCAAUAGGCCUUAUAGUGAAUGGAAAAACCGGAGUUUCGAUUGUCGUAAAUAUCGACAAAAAAACUGUUGUUUACUACCCCUCUGGAUGCAAUGACAAUCUAUGGAAAGAGUCCAAAUCGAGUUUGGUGGAUUAUCUCAAGAAUCUUGGUCCACUCACCAACGUCAACAACUGGAAGAACGGUCAAAGCUUCAAACUAAACACAGUAACGAAAGAAGUAAAAACUCUAUUAGUAUCAAUCGUCCAAUUUUUGGACGUUGCAUUAGCUAUACGAGUUAAAACCAAUCCUGAUGCUGUCAUCAACUAUCUUGGUGCUAUAAUUCACACAUUGCUGGAAUCUAGUGAUGUUCUUGAACUUCUUCUGGUCAGACUUAAAUCUACUGUGAACGUUAUCCUCGGAGGCUUAAGCAAAGUUGUCAACAUAGCAAUUGGAUUGAAAACCAUAGGAUUGAAACUACAAGGGGGAAUUAAAUCUCUGUUGGACCUUGAUAUUAACGUGUCGCUUUUACUAGGUCAAAAUUCUGGAUUAAACAGCUUACUCGACUUGUUGAUCCAAGUUGGUGUUCGUCUAGAUUUAACGAAAGUUCUUGGAAAUUUACUGCAGUCUCCAGAAUCGAUAUUAGGUCUUGCUGUUACCUUGGAUGGUGGCAUAUACGUAGGCAUAUCUGGCAUCACCGCAGUAAUAUACAACAUACAACUAUACGCGGCUAAAAAGAUAUCCCUAGAAGCUUUGAUCGAUGUGCUCAUCCAAGUUGAAUCAGACCAUCAUGUUAAAAUUACUAGGGAAGUAUUGAACAAUGUUUUGACUAGAUACUUCGUUUUGGCCAAGUCUCAAGCAGCCCAAUACAACACUGGCAGCUCCUGGUCAACCCUCAACAAGUUCUUCCAAGACAUAAAGGAUGAUAAGCUUGUCAUCAAUGGUAUAAACGUAUCGACUGUAAUAAAUAUUUUGAUUUCUACAUCUGGAAGUUCUUCUUUGGGUAACAUAGUCAAAAUAUUAACUCAACUCAAAUCUAUCGUCUCUUUAUCGAAAAUCGUAGCAACGUUGUACUUCAGAUUGAUCUAUUUCGUUAUUUCUGGAGAAGGUCUUGUAUUCAUCCACCAAUUGCUACCAGAUAUCAAAAUAGCAAUCAACUUGUCUUCUACUACCAGCAUCCUCACUCAGAUAUUAUCGAACGUCAACGUUCUUCAAAUUGUUUCUUACCUCUUGAGAUUAGACAUCAUAGGUGCCAUCACACAUCUCCCAGUUCUUGGUCCUAUCUUGCAAGCACUCGACUCAAUUCUCACAGCUGUAGGCUUAGCUCUUGAAGUCACUGUUACUUCGGCUUUGAAAGCAGUUGGCUCUAUUCUUGAUGAUUUGAAGGAUAUUAUACUAUUUGGUUUAGGACGUGGUGGAAAGGCGCCAGCUGAUACAGGAAUCGCUGGUCUAUCUCUCCUGGGUGGAGGAAUAUCCGUCAGCAUUACAACGUCUUGGUCUUCUACUGAUAAGUCCUCAAGCUCUGGUUCUUCUUCAUCUAAGGGAACUUCUGUAUCGCCCUCUAGCUCUGGUUCUUCUUCACCCAAGGGAACUUCUGUAUUACCCUCCAGCUCUGGUUCUUCUUCAUCGAAGGGAACUUCCGUAUCACCCUCUAGUUCCAAGGGAAGCAGUUCAACAGCAGGAAUAACCAUAGGAGGAGGUUCAUCGAGCUCCAGUGGAGGUAGUGUAGGAGGUUCAGGUUCCCACUCAGGAGGACAAAGCAUAGGAGGAGGUGCAGCCAGUGCUGGUGGUAGCAGUGCAGGAGGUUCAGGAUCGAAUUCAGGAGGACAAAGUAUAGGAGGAGGUGCAGCCAGUGCUGGUGGUAGCAGUGCAGGAGGUUCAGGGUCUCACUCAGGAGGUAUCAGUGCAGGAGGAUCUGCUGGUAGUUCGGGAGGAAGUAGUGCAGGAGGUUCAGGGUCCCACUCAGGAGGUAUCAGUGUAGGAGGAUCUGCUGCUAGUGCGGGAGGAAAUAGUGUAGGUGGAUCAGCUUCUCACUCAGGAGGUAUCAGCGCAGGUGGCCAUUCGCAUUCUUCAGGAGGACAAAAAGGAGAUGGUUGGUCCUUAGGAAAUAUAUUCGGUGGAGAUAAAGCAACUCAUGGAUGGAGUUUGUUUUAGAAAUAGACAACAAGCAGGUUCAGAAAACAAGAUUUUAGGAUUAACAACUUAGUUUUAACUUUGACUGUCCCAUAAACCAAUGUUAGUUUUAAGGUGUUACCAUGUUGUAGUUUUAAAUAAAAGUCAAAUUGAA